GUGCAAGUAUCUAACCUUUUUUUUGUAUUUACGCAGCCAUAUGACGACAAUUUGUAUUUUGAUCCCUCGGUUUUGGAUAAAAAGGAAUAUGAAGAUUUCUCUCACUUCUUCCAAGUUGAUAUUGUGUUCGGCAGUAGGGAAGAAUUAAUCAACUGGGCGAAAGAAACUGCAGUUAGUCAUUGUCACCGUUUGAUUUGUCAGUCUAGAAGGGAGAAUGCACAGUACAUGACGUGUGACAAAUACGGACAUGGCCGACAAACGAAUAUCGAUGUGGAAGAUCCUAGAAACUCAGGAACAAAAAAAUGUGGUUGUCCGUUCAAAUUGAUUGGCAAAAGGUCAAGGUUUGAUGAAUUAUGGCGGUUGACUGUCAGCGAUGGCAGGCAUAGUCAUCGUCCGACUUUGUUUCCUCACGGACAAGGUACGACUAGUCGUAUAACUCCACAACAGAAAGCAAGAAUUAAAGAAUUGCGAAAUUCUCACGUGAAGCCAAUGCUGAUCAUGGAUAGACUGAGAAAAGAUGAUCCGACGAUACAAACCUCUAUGAAGCAUGUUUACAAUGAGUUGGCCAAGAUUAAAUCUGAGGAAAUGGAGGGCAUGACUGUUAUUCAGUUUAUGAUGCAUAACUUUCAAAAAGGCGAGUAUCGAUAUUGGCAUCGCGUCGAUAGUGAAACGAGCAACACGAUUACAGAUAUUAUGUUUGCAUGUCCCGAAUCUAUUAAGUUAUUACGGUUGUUCCCGUAUGUUAUAUUGAUGGACUGCACAUACAAAACCAAUAAGUAAGUAAAAAUUACGAUUGUUCAAAUUAUGAUUAUUGUGUUUUAAUGUCUUGUAUUGUUUAAAUAUGUAAAAACAACAUUGUUGUAGGUAUGGAAUGCCUCUUUUGGAAAUAAUUGGGAUAACUCCAGUUGGGAGGAAUUAUACAAUUGCUGUUGCAUUUAUGUCGCAUGAAGAUGCAGACACCUACGAGUGGACUUUGAAUUGUUUGAAAGAGUUGCUAGAUGGUGUCGAACCUGAUGCGAUCUUGACAGACAGAGAGUUGGGUCUUUUGAAAGCACUGCCAAAUGUCUUCCCAUUUUCGUAUCAUAUGUUGUGUAUAUUCCAUAUAAACAGAAAUGUUGAGGCAAAUGCGACGAAAUUUAUGGGAGGCAACAAGGACCAAGGUCUAAUAUUCCGACGUGUGCUGUGGGCUAAGCUGGUGAAAUCAGAAACCGAAGAAGAGUAUCAUUACAAUUACAAUGAAAUUGUUGGACGGUAUGCAGGGUAUCCUAGGCUGAUACAGUAUUUGAAUGAUACGUGGUUGAUAUACAAGGAGAAGUUUGUUCGUGCCUAUACUCGCAAUGUGUAUCAUUUUGGCAACACGAGCACCAACAGGUAUUACAUGUUUUAGUUAUUUAAAUGAUAAAAGAUAUUAUAUAAAAAUAAUAUUUAUUUUGUAAUUUGAUUGUCGUUGUAUGCUCUGAUUGUUGUUGUAAUUGGAUAGGGUGGAGAGCGCUCAUUCUUCAGCGAAGGGUUGGUUAAAUGCUUCGACCGGAGGUCUGGAUAACGUGCAAGGCAAACUUCGGGACCAAGUUUAUAUCCAAAUUAGUGAGCUGAAGUGCGAUUUUUCAUUAUCAUCCAAGAUAAGGAAGCAUACUGCAGCAUGGCCGUGUUUUCAGGGUUUGAUUUGUUAUGUUACGCAUCUGGCAUUAGAGAAAUUGGAUGAAGAGAUGGAGUCCCCGGCGAUGCAAGAUCCGAGUAUUUGCACACACUAUCUUUGGAAUACUCAUGGGCUCCCAUGCGCGUGCAAAAUUGUGCAGAAAAUGGAAGAUAAUGACACGUUCGUCAUUUCAGACUUGCAUCCAUUCUGGAGUACCAUGGCAGUUGAGCCUUCGGAGCUACCUGAGUAUCAAGUAAACCGCGAGGAGAUUGUGGAUA
Erythranthe guttata (spotted monkey flower) is the source of this 1914-nucleotide messenger RNA. The record is from RefSeq and is a predicted model, not a curated record. NCBI's taxonomy places the organism in Eukaryota, Viridiplantae, Streptophyta, Magnoliopsida, Lamiales, Phrymaceae.